AUGUCAGGCCUUGUCAAACCUCUGCCGGCUUUAUAUGUUGUCUAUGUCUUGCGCUCAACAGUGAAGCCCGGCUCGAUAUACAUUGGAUCCACGCCAAAUCCGCCCAGGCGGUUGAAGCAGCACAAUGGCGAGGCCAAAGGCGGCGCGGUGCGCACAGCACGCGAUAACCUUCGCCCCUGGGAGAUGAUUGUGACGGUUUCUGGAUUCCCAAGCUCGACAGCAGCCCUCAAAUUUGAAUGGGCUCUAAACAAUCCACAUCUUACUCUACACAUACCGAAAGAAGAGCGUAUUACGGUUGCGACGGAGAGGAAAAGGAAUGGGAUGCCGAGACGAAAGCCGCACAACCUCAAGUGGCCAUUGAAUGUGCAUUUCUUUAGUCAGGACGCCCAUAAGGCCUGGAAGGACUGGAGCGAAACAAGAGAGACCCCCGUCGCCGCGAGUCCGAAGAUAUUGACCGACUUUGGCCCGUCUGCAGGGGAUGCGUCGACAACACCGUGGGGGAUUCACGCUCUAGCGUUGGAUUACUCUCCGAUGAAAGACUACAUUGAAAAAGCCCACAACGUGACAUCGUUUGAGAGGCAAGGACAGUGCAUUCACUGUCGUAAAGAGAUGCAGCCUGAGCAAGGCUUAUACGCAAUGUGCCCCAACGACGGCUGCGAGGCAAUGGGACACAUAGACUGCUGGAGCAAGCAUGCACUGGCGGGUGAUGAGCCCGGUGCCAUUAUUCCUACUAGCUGCAAAUGCCCAGCAUGCAGCGGCGAAAUACGAUGGGGAGAUAUGAUGAAGGAGCUGAGUUUACGGACGCGUGGAACAAAAGAGGUGGAGAAGCUGCUGAGAAAGAAGAAGCGGGCAAAGAAGGACUCGUGA
Messenger RNA from Trichoderma breve, 867 nucleotides. Its product is annotated as GIY-YIG catalytic domain-containing protein. Gene Ontology annotation, cellular component: Slx1-Slx4 complex. Gene Ontology annotation, molecular function: 5'-flap endonuclease activity; crossover junction DNA endonuclease activity. The record is from RefSeq and is a predicted model, not a curated record. The coding region runs from base 1 to 867 and encodes 288 amino acids. Gene Ontology annotation, biological process: double-strand break repair via homologous recombination. Lineage: Eukaryota; Fungi; Ascomycota; Sordariomycetes; Hypocreales; Hypocreaceae. The transcript has 3 exons.